AUGUUGACUUCUGAGAAAAGUGCAAUUUUCAUUGCGCUGCUGUAUAUGAGCUUUCUUGUGACCCAUGCAUGUGACACUGCAACUGGUGUGAGAUUUGGUUACAGUGGAAAAACUGGUCCGAAGCAUUGGGGGAGCUUAAGUCCUAAUUUCACACUUUGCUCAAAAGGAAUCUACCAGUCUCCAAUUGACAUUGUGAAAGAUUUUGCGGUCCACAACCCGAAAAUGGAGCCCCUCGAAAGGGAUUAUACUGCUGCAAAUGUUACAAUGGUUGACAACGUCUUCAACAUUGCGCUGAGAUAUAAUGACACUUCUGGGGCUGUCAAGGUUGACGGAAAGAAGUAUAAACUGAAGCAAUUGCAUUGGCACUCUCCCUCAGAGCACACGAUCAAUGGCCAAAGAUUUGCGGUGGAGCUCCACAUGGUUCACUACGCUGAUGAUGGCAAUGUAACUGUUGUGUCAAUCCUUUAUCGGUACGGGAAACCAGAUCCGUUCCUUUUCCAGAUAAACGAUACGCUAGCUGAAUUAUCUGCGGAGGGAUGCAAAGCUGAGAAAGGCGAUCCUCUCCCUGUUGGGGUGGUGAACAUGAAGGAACUAAGACAGGGUGCACAUAGGUAUUUCAGAUAUCUCGGGUCUCUCAGCGCACCUCCAUGCACGGAAGGUGUGAUCUGGAACAUUCUUGGCGAGAUAAGAGAAAUGACAAAGGAGCAGGCUGCUGCUUUGAUGGCUCCUCUGGAGGGGAGUUACAGGCACAACUGCAGGCCGUUACAACCACUGAACGGACGCACCGUGCAGUUCUAUGAGAGGUCACGAAAGCUCUAA
Messenger RNA from Lolium rigidum, 819 nucleotides. RefSeq names its product alpha carbonic anhydrase 1, chloroplastic-like. The transcript has 6 exons. Lineage: Eukaryota; Viridiplantae; Streptophyta; Magnoliopsida; Poales; Poaceae. Gene Ontology annotation, molecular function: carbonate dehydratase activity; zinc ion binding. The coding region runs from base 1 to 819 and encodes 272 amino acids. The record is from RefSeq and is a predicted model, not a curated record.